CAGCUCGGAAGACCACAUCGGGUGGUCCACGGUCAACAAUUCAGUUUCGUUGUCAUCCUUGUGGAUACCCUACCGUACCGAGUGAGAGUCCUUUGCUGCUUGGUUGAUCCAUCCAUAGUCUCGAAGGAAUACCCGUCGCUUUAUUAGUGGUGCUGGGAUCCAACUAUUACCGGUAGGAUUGCUGGUGGGUGCCAAACAAAAAGAGUAGACAAUCUCAUUGUACGAAUCUAGAGCAAAAACUGAUCGUGGAAGAAGAAAAUGACCCUUGGAAGAACCGUCCAGUUGGGACUCUUGCAGGCCGUAGUGUUCUUUUUGGCCUUGAGUGCGGCGCAGGAAUGUGAUUCCAGUGGAAAUUGUGAUGCUCAUGAGCGAUGCAAAGCGUGGGUUGAGGAAGGCGAGUGCGUCAGAAACCGAGCCUACAUGGCCAAGCAUUGCCCUGUGGCUUGCAAAGACGAUCCCAACAAAAAUGUCAAAUUCACCAGUGAAUGCAAGGAUUUGCAUCCACGAUGUCCCGUAUGGAGAGAUUUGGGAGAAUGUGAGGAAAAUCCAGGGGAUAUGACUCGAUACUGCAGAAAAAGCUGCAAAAAGUGCAAGGAAGACCAAGAAGCAGAAGAAGACGACGAUGGGUGUGCCGACAAGAAUGAUAAUUGUCCCUUUUGGGCAUCCAAAGGGGAAUGCCAGGCAAAUCCUGGAUACAUGGAGGUGAAUUGUCCCAAGAGCUGCAAUGCCUGUGAAAAAGUCUAUGGUAAAAAGCCACGAAAAUUGGAAGCCGCUGGCACUUCCGAUGAUCGUAGAAAAGAGCGGCUGUUGGACUGGAGUGAAGAGGUGGGAGUGCGACAAAGUGCUGUAGGAUCCGAAACAGAAAACACAUUGCUCAGGAUUGUAGCUUCCAAAAAAUACUGGGAAGGAGAGGCACAUGAAGCCUUGCCUAAAGAUCUGAUUGCCCGGUGUCGCAAUCUUCAUGAGUUAUGUACCUUCUGGGCUUACUUGGGUGAAUGUGAAAAGAACCCGGCAUACAUGGCUACAAAUUGCGGACCAGCUUGCCACUCUUGCCAUCUCAUUGAUAUCAAAACACGUUGUCCACCCCUUGAAGAUGCCAGGCCUGGGCUUCGACCUGGGGCACUCAACAAAAUGUUCGAACGGAUUGUCAGAACAGCUCCUGGAAACAACACGGAGGACUCCUGGACUGAUGAUGUCAAACAAAGCAUGGAGGAACUAGGGACGCCGCCUUACACUGUCACGGUACACUCUCGUCCCAGUGAAGAACCAGCCACAGAUGUAGACCCUGUCUUGGACAAAUCGCUGCCACCUUGGGUGAUUACAUUCGACAAUUUCAUGACAGACGAGGAGUGUGAGGCAAUGAUUCAGCUAGGUUACAAAUAUGAAUACAAACGAUCUGAGGAUGUGGGAGAGGAGAAGGCUGAUGGGACCUUUGGAUCUGUAAAAAGCUCUCGGCGUACUUCAGAAAAUGCAUGGUGCUCUAGCCACGGUGGUUGUCGUGCUGAAGAAAUCCCCAGUCGUAUUCAUGAACGAAUUUCCAGGGUGAUGGAUAUUCCGGCAGUGAACAGUGAAGACUUCCAGAUCUUGAGAUAUGAAAAGAAUCAGUUCUAUCGAACACACCAUGACUACAUCCCACACCAAAAGGACAGACAGUGCGGACCACGCAUUCUUACUUUCUUCAUGUACUUGAGCGAUGUGGAAAAGGGUGGAGGUACAAACUUUCCUCAACUAGACAUCACAGUCCAGCCCAAGAGAGGCAGGGCGUUGCUAUGGCCCAGUGUCUAUGAUUCGGAUCCCAUGAAGAUGGAUUCUAGGUUUUACCACCAGGCAUUGUCAGUCGAGGAAGGCACCAAGUAUGCCUUUAAUGGCUGGAUUCAUAUGUAUGACUACGUGGAGCCACAAGCCACAGGAUGCAACUAGUUGGAUUAACUGCAACAAUUCGCUCCUUGGGCUUCAGUGCUUGGCCUCAACAACAAUUCGAUUCGAAGAGCAGUAACGAUGAAAAUUCUAUUAGAGAACAACGAUUAGAAACAGAAGAACACUGUUGGAUUGCCAUUGCGCUUUAGGGGCUUGAUCUAUCUGUCUAGGGACAGAAUCUUUUCUACCAAGCUAGCCA
Messenger RNA from Seminavis robusta, 2116 nucleotides. The record is from the annotation of a GenBank genome assembly. NCBI's taxonomy places the organism in Eukaryota, Bacillariophyta, Bacillariophyceae, Naviculales, Naviculaceae.